CAGAAGAGGCGGGAGAAGGCGUUCCGAUGGAUCAAGGGUGUCGCCGUUGUGGCUCCCAUUCGAAGGCGACGGCGGUCGUCUGUAUUUCGGUUCAAAUCUCUCUAGAAAACACAAAUUAACUCGAACAGACGCCGAAUUUGUGACACUUUCGCGCGUGGCUUCUCUGCGGUUCUUCUCUGUCGAGCUUCGCGCGGGGCUCCUGGAAUGUCGGGGUGUGCGGAGAAUUUGAAUUAGCUCGCCAUUAGUUUUGAAGAAAGAGUGAGUCGGGGUAGAGACAGAGAGGAGCCAUUUUGUCCCGACUGUGUGGGAGAAAAGAAAAGAGUGGAAAAGAGGAUUCACGCCGGAAGAGAUCUCAUUUUCGACUUUUGUUCUCAUGUUAUAAAAGCAAGACUCGGUCGGGCUUGGGAAUUUGAACUCUCGGAUACGUCAACUGGCACGUUAUUUGGGUGGUAUAUAGCCAACUAGCUUGCCAAGCUAAUCAACAAAUCCCAGCUUGUGAAACGUUUACCAGUUAGGAGGAGUGGAUCAAGUCGGCCAGGUUGGCCAAGGAGCUGGCUUUAGACUCUUCGCAGGCGUGCUAGUUCAUCUUACUUUGUUUUUUUGGGUUGAAUAUACUGGUUUUCGAUGGCGAAGAAGACGUACGACUUGCUGUUCAAGCUGCUGCUCAUCGGAGACUCGGGCGUGGGGAAGACCUGUGUGCUGUUCCGCUUCUCUGACGACGCUUUCAACACAACCUUCAUCUCUACCAUAGGAAUAGACUUCAAAAUCAAAACUGUGGAGUUACAAGGAAAGAAGAUCAAACUACAGAUCUGGGACACAGCGGGCCAGGAACGGUUCCACACCAUCACCACAUCCUACUACAGAGGAGCCAUGGGCAUCAUGCUGGUCUACGACAUCACCAACACCAAGAGCUUCGAAAACAUCAGCAAAUGGUUGCGUAACAUCGACGAGCAUGCAAAUGAGGAUGUGGAGAGAAUGCUGCUAGGCAAUAAGUGUGACAUGGAGGACAAGAGGGUCGUACCAAAAGCCAAGGGAGAGCAGAUUGCGAGGGAGCACGGCAUUAGGUUUUUUGAGACGAGCGCCAAGGCCAACAUCAACAUCGAGAAAGCUUUCCUCACGUUAGCAGAAGACAUUCUCAAAAAGACGCCCGUAAAAGAGCCCAACAGUGAAAACGUGGACAUCAGCAGUGGAGGCGGAGUCACAGGCUGGAAGAGCAAGUGCUGCAGCUGAACGCCGUACACAAAACGCACACACUCACACAAACACACACGUCUCCCUCUAACUGCUAACUGUCUCGCCCUCUAACCCGUCUCAUGAGUUUUCUUGUACACUGACGCCCCCGUGUACCUGACCAGAAUAAACCAAUAAGCCACUUCACUCAUCUUAACUCCUCCCCUUUCACUCUGCAUUCAGUCAUUUUUAUUUCUGAUAAAAAGAGAAAUCCAA
Messenger RNA from Oryzias melastigma (Indian medaka), 1446 nucleotides. RefSeq names its product RAB10, member RAS oncogene family (gene rab10). Bases 625 to 1230 code for a protein of 201 amino acids. NCBI's taxonomy places the organism in Eukaryota, Metazoa, Chordata, Actinopteri, Beloniformes, Adrianichthyidae. The transcript is spliced from 6 exons. Gene Ontology annotation, cellular component: recycling endosome; Golgi apparatus; insulin-responsive compartment. Gene Ontology annotation, molecular function: GTP binding; GTPase activity. The record is from RefSeq and is a predicted model, not a curated record. Gene Ontology annotation, biological process: cellular response to insulin stimulus.